UUUUGUUGCGGGCCUGUCGGAUGAGAUGACUCAUUCUAUCGAAUUUGCAGCUCCUUUGCUCUGCUCGAGACGCUCUUCCGGGGUGGCGCGAUUGAACUGCUGCUGCUCCUCGCAAUUCUCACCAGUUCCAGCAGCACAAAAUGGUAGGAGGGCUUUCGUCUUGAGUUCUGGAUUGGUAGCUGGACUCUUCACUUCCGUCACCGAAGGUAGAGAAAACUUCGUCUCGGUCUGGAUUGGGCUGACAAGUGAAUGGCUGCUUCUCGUCCAUCCAGAUGCUCGAGCGGGCCUGGAGAAAUACAUGAAAAAAAAGAAGCUGGAUCCACUAGAGACUUAUAUCCCAGGUAUCAUCCUGUGCCAAUCGCAGUUUCAGGAGCUCGAAGCCAAACUUGGAGGCGAGAAGGUCGAGUAUCAAGACGCACGGUCCCUUCUUCGUUCCGGACCAGCAGGAUCCCUCAGGAGCAACAUUCGUGCUGUCGCGGAGUACGCAUCGGAAUCGGGAGAUGGAGCAGCUGCCGCAGACGCUGUAAAGCUGUGCUUGAGAUCUUUGGAGGACUUGGACUCACUGCUCUUGAGAAGAUCUCGAGAUGACACCUCCAUCACUGUCGAUUCCAUGAAAGCCAAGCUUGGAACUUCCAUGCAAGCCUUGGACAGGCUUCUCCAAACAGUUCCACAGCCCAUUCUCGAGCAAGGCAAAGCGGCUGCCAUGGCCUUCUUGGACGACACCCCGGAAGUUGUGACCGACGACGUCGACAUAAAAAGCUUGGAAGAUCUCAUAACCACAACAAAAUAGCUCUGAUCAAUCAAAGUUUCUAUCCAAAGUCCAUAAAACCAAACGAAA
Selaginella moellendorffii is the source of this 838-nucleotide messenger RNA. RefSeq lists its product as uncharacterized. Lineage: Eukaryota; Viridiplantae; Streptophyta; Lycopodiopsida; Selaginellales; Selaginellaceae. The record is from RefSeq and is a predicted model, not a curated record. The transcript is spliced from 6 exons. The coding region runs from base 26 to 790 and encodes 254 amino acids.